Molecule: messenger RNA, 1461 nt
Organism: Trypanosoma theileri
Lineage: Eukaryota; Euglenozoa; Kinetoplastea; Trypanosomatida; Trypanosomatidae
Product: putative U4/U6 small nuclear ribonuclear protein
Exons: 1
Coding region: 1-1461 (486 amino acids)
Biological process (GO): nucleocytoplasmic transport
Cellular component (GO): nuclear pore
Molecular function (GO): protein binding
Source: RefSeq, a predicted model, not a curated record
AUGUACCAGCCGCUCCUUGAGCUGCCGCCCGCUGCCACGACUGUGUGUGCUGCCGGGGACCGUCUGCUUGGCGAGGCGGCGGGGGUGUUGUACAGCAGCAGCCAGCGCGCGGCGUAUGAGGCACACGGCGGGGCGGUGUAUCCAUCGUGGAAGCCCGCAAAUAGAAACGUCGUGGGCCGAGGGACACGGCAAACAACAACAACAAUAACAACAGGAGGAAGAAGUAGAAAGGGAGGGGCGUUGUAUUUAUGGCGACAACAGUCUCUUAAGCAACUUGUGCGAUUGUUGCGACCAGUAGUCUCGUUCGUGCCGUUGUUGCGUCUUGUGUUGCCAUUUGUGGUGCCGGCCUCUGCGAACUGCACACCGCGAUUGUUGUUGAAGAGCGCCGAGUACCCGGAGCGCGUGACGGCCAUUGCCUUUCACCCACACCGUAUGCUGUUAGCGGCCGUUGUGGAUGAGGGUGCUGGCAGCUCUCGUGUGGUGGUGUAUGAUGUUGCGGAGAGUAGAGAGAGAUGUGUGUUGACGCACGCAUUUCAACAACACGCGAGCUGCGUGGCGUGGAAGCCGUUUUCACGUGAUGUGUUGGCGGUUGGUUGUGAUGGUGGUGUACUUGUGUGGUCUCUCUCCUUUGGCACCGCCCCUGCUACGACCAUCUAUGGUGGAAGUAACAACAACAACAACAACAACAUCUAUAAUCAUAAUAACUAUAAUAACAAUAACGGUAUGUGCAAUACAAGAGGAGUGGAGGGAGAGGGGGAGGAUCAAACAGCAUAUUGUCUCUUCUACCGCUGCACCCCACACGUACGCACUACGUGUAUUAACUUCUCCCGUCGUGAUGGACGCUACUUAGCUUGUGGAAGUUUAGAUCACAUUGCAGUCCAGUUCCAUGAUAUUCGUCUUCCACCAUCGAAUGCCUUGCUGCUACGCCAUGUAUCAGCAGAAGGCGGCACUGAAGAUGUUCUCUUCGCAGACGAUGAUACAUUUGCCGUACGACUUGUCUGCGGUGCCGCACGCAUCGUGUUAUUAUCAUUCCCAAGUUGCGCCUCUACAACCGUAGCGACACCAGCCCCAGUGCUAUCCAUGGCCCCCGCACGUGUGUUUGGACCGCAUCACUUUGUCUUGAACUGCGCACGUGUGGAGGGCGUUAUUGUGGCGCAUGUCAAUCCCUUCGUUGGGGUUGCGGUUGUUGCCCUUAUUUCAACGGGUGUACAUCGCGGUGUGGGUGGCAGCGUGCGAAGUGUUGCCUGCAGUGGACGUCGCAUGUAUAUUGCUGUUGAGACUGGACAUGUGUUGGUGUGUCACUGCGGGCACCGUGCGGGUACCCACACACUCAUUCCCAUUGGUGUGGUGCAGCUUGAUGUGCACAAACUGGCGGUGUUUGAUGGCUGCACGGCAGGCUCGCUGCUCGCCGCAGUGGAGCGUGAUCAGACCAUUACCUUUUUGCCAUCCUACCACGCAUAG